AUGACCAGUGCGUAUUUCAGUGAAAUCCAUAACCUUUUAGAUGAACACCAGAAGGGCGUGAAGACUAUCGCUCAGCUGAAGGCAGAGAAGGCCGACCUGAAGGAGCAUGUGGAGACCCUGCGAGGAUCAAUGCAGAAGAUGAUGAACCUUCUCUCUGAGAGUCACCGGACGUGUGACGAGCUAAUGACAAAAUAUAUGCGAGACCUGGAGGUGUACAGCCUACACAAGUUCAGUUAUGAUGAAAUGGGGGAGACUCUGGCGCAUAACGAGAAGUUCCUGAUGGACUCCCCAGUCGAGGCUGACCUGAGAGACCAGGUAGAGACCCUGCGAGGGACAAUGCAGGACACGAGGGUCCUGCACUCUGGGCCUUACUGGGAUUUUAAAGAGCUACAGAAAGAGUAUGAACAAGAGCAGGAAGCUCAGAGUCUGCUGAUGGACAAGUAUGGUGAGACAAAGACUUCAUCUUUGGAAAAGUUACUGAAGAAUGACGUGGUUGAGGCAGAGGAGGAACAGACAUCAGUGGGGUGGAGAUCACAGAGGAGUCUGACCCGAUGGGAUGGACCAGCUGGAGACCCUGUGAGCGUCCGUUCAGGAGACGGGGGACCUGAUGUCUGAGACACAGCAGGAAAAACCUCAUGGCAUUGGACAGCUGCUUUGAUUAUGAAUUAUAUAUUCAUGUUUGUUUUUAUAUGAAUAGAGAGCUGUGAUGCAUGCUAACAUUACGAAUGUGAGGUGAGUUUGAGCCAGUUUUCAACAAUGUGUGUUUUAGUAGUGUGUGUGUGUGAGUGAUAGCAGAAGGUUCUCUCCAGGUCCUCCAGGUAGACAACAAUGAGAUGAAGAAACACGAAAAAUCUCAUGCGUUAUUUUUAUACUGUACCUAUACUUUAAAUACUUCAGCGCUAGAGUGAUUCA
Molecule: messenger RNA, 912 nt
Organism: Clarias gariepinus (North African catfish)
Lineage: Eukaryota; Metazoa; Chordata; Actinopteri; Siluriformes; Clariidae
Exons: 6
Coding region: 1-615 (204 amino acids)
Source: RefSeq, a predicted model, not a curated record